Ctenocephalides felis (cat flea) is the source of this 579-nucleotide messenger RNA. RefSeq lists its product as uncharacterized. The transcript has a single exon. The record is from RefSeq and is a predicted model, not a curated record. NCBI's taxonomy places the organism in Eukaryota, Metazoa, Arthropoda, Insecta, Siphonaptera, Pulicidae. The coding region runs from base 1 to 579 and encodes 192 amino acids. Gene Ontology annotation, molecular function: zinc ion binding; nucleic acid binding.
AUGAGUCCCAAGUCCGAAGAUAGUGCAGCCUUUGCAGCUGCGGUAAGGGCAGCAACUAAAAACAUAGGAACAGUGAAAUCACUGACGCCGCUGACGACGAUAGAGAUUCUUGACCUUGAUGGUGUCUCUACCAAAAAUGACGUUUGCAAAGCACUCAUUCGGGACUUUACGACAAAACUGGAAAUACGACGAGUGAACUUGACCAAAGUCACAUCAAGAGGACAACGAGCGGCCUUCUGUGAGAUAGACGAAGCUAAUGCAAUCAAAGCCCUAAAUGGGGCCCGCAUAAGAAUUGGGUGGGUUAACUGUCGCAUUCGCCCAGUUGUUAAAGUAGCCCGCUGCUUUAGAUGCCUCGGUUUCGGACACCAAACGCAUAAAUGCGGGGGACCAGACAGAAGCAAGUGUUGCUACAAAUGCGGCGGGGAAAAUCACAAGUCUGUAGACUGCGCAGAAAAGCCAAAAUGCUUUCUAUGUACAGUAGACAAAGAAGAUCGAAACAGCGGGAGCCAUGUCGCCGGAUCCGGUACCUGUAAAGCAUUCCGUGUAGCACUUGCCGAAGCCACGAGAGAACAGAAAUGA